Messenger RNA from Moneuplotes crassus, 896 nucleotides. The record is from the annotation of a GenBank genome assembly. Lineage: Eukaryota; Ciliophora; Spirotrichea; Euplotida; Euplotidae.
UGAAAUAAAAAUGAAAGAUGCAAAGUUGUAUUUAAGGAGAUGAAGGGAAAUUAGGAUGUUGCAGAGGGAAAGGAAGUGGGCAAGGCAGGUUGAUGCCAUUGUGGAAGAGUUUUUAGCAUCUUUGGCUGAAGUUAGACAGCCUGGUGUUAUAGUAAGUGUACUUCCGAAAAGGAGGAUUUCGUUAAGAGUGGUUAAGAAGUUAAUGAAGUAUUAUACAAAAGGAGGCGAAUUGGCAAAUCUUAAUGCAAAUCAUUUUAACUUGAAAAAUGGGGGAAAAUAUAUGGAGUUGAUAAAGAUGGUAAAACCCCGUGAAAUUGUGGAACUUGAUUUCAGUUCACCUUGUCUUAGUUAUUCACAUUUGAAUGAUAAAUACUUGUUCAAAGGCAUCAGACUAACGCCAUUUGUUAUCAAUAGACUCAAAAUUGAAAAGUGCUACAUCAGAAACUACCAUCUGAGAAAGAUCUUUGUUUUCUCAAGGAACACAAGGAUGAUAAUGUUUAAGAAAUGCCAAAUUGAUACUACCGAAAUAAAGCCACUCGAUAGUUUUAAAUUUCAAACACUAUUUCUAUACUUCAAAGAAUGAAGUGGAUGGUUCAGUGAGAACUGGGGGAAUGAUCCCAAACUGGUAGAAGCCUUAAUCAAAACAAUCUCAACUUGAGGGUUAAAGAACUCUCUGAAUAGGAUCUACUUAAGCAAAACCUCAUUGACCGAGACCCAAGUUAUAGAAUGGCUAGAAACCUAUUCCCUCUACGACGUGAUUAUCUCCAUGCUUGACUUCACUAGUGACGACUCUAGAGAUUGCGUUCUCAAAUCUGAGCACUCAAUUCCACUAAAAGAGAAGAUUCUGACAAAAAGCGAAGACAAAUGUUUAAUUCAAUAAGUUUCUUCAACCAAGG